Brassicogethes aeneus is the source of this 786-nucleotide messenger RNA. Lineage: Eukaryota; Metazoa; Arthropoda; Insecta; Coleoptera; Nitidulidae. The record is from the annotation of a GenBank genome assembly.
GCCCCCUUUAAAACGACAACAUCAACACCAACAAAAUAGCCGGCCAAUUAGGGCAAUUUGCUCGACCCCAUUUGAUUUUUUUCGUUGACAAAGUAGUUCGAUGUCGGUGUCCCAAUUAAAUAGGUGGAACAACAACGAACACGUUUUUACGAGAUACCAAAGUAAAAUCGCGAGCUGACACAAAAUGGUCUCGAGCAAGUGGCUGAUCCUCCUGCUGCUCUUUUGUUUGCGUCUUGAAGCUUGUUCGGCCGCGAGGGGAGGGGGAGGCCUCAGAGGUAAAGGCAUCAGAGGUAGAGGGCGCUUGUACAGUUCUCGUAUGCCAGUUAUAAUCCAGCACAGAAACCCAGCUUCCGCCAAUUAUUAUGACCACAAAGAUGGGGCUAAAAUUGUAAAAGCCAGCCAUUUCGAGUUGGAGUACAUGCUGGGACGAAAAAUAACCUUUUUCUGCAUGGCCGUAGGGGAUCCUAGACCGGAAAUCACGUGGUUCAAAGAUGGGAUAGAGUUGUAUGCCCACAAGUUUUUUCAGGUUCAUGAAUGGCCUUCGGGCAACGACACGAUAAAAAGCAAAAUGGAAAUAGACCCUACCACCCAAAAAGAUGCGGGAUUUUACGAAUGUCAAGCCAACAACAAAUAUGCGAUCGACACAAGAGGUUUCAGAACCGAUUACGUUAUGAUCACCUACUAAAUAAUUAUUUUUGUUAUUAUUAAGUUUAAAUUUUAUAAAACAUACUGUAUAAAUACUUAAGUAAGACUGUGCAUAAUCAAUAAUAAAGUCAUAAUCAUCAA